AUGUUUUUGGGGCCUUUAGGGGGGGGCAAACAAGCGUCCACCGUGCGUGUCCAGUUCCCGCAUCACGGCGGUCCGGCCCAGGCGCUCGUUCCUCCUCCUCUCGGCGACGGCGUCCUCCAGGCUCUGGAAGUCCAGCGCGUGCGCGAGGCGGCGGCGGUGGUCCGGCAGCGCCACCUUGAGCCGGUAGGGCUGCUUCCCGAUGCGGAUCUCGCCGCCGGUCUUCAGCUCGCGCCGGCCGAAGCGGCACCAGGCCGCGAAGCACUCCGAGUUCCUCCAGCUCAGGUCCCGGUCCCUGAGCCCCACCUGCUCCAUGGCGUUCUGGACCACCAUGUCCGCGGCCAGAGGCUUGAACUUGUACAGGUCGUUGACCACCCGGCCCCUCCGGCCCCGGCCGGCGUCCGUCAGGAAGCUGUUCUUCACCUGGGCGCGGUGCAGGUGCACCACCUGGAAGUCCCCCACGCACACGGCCCAGUGCGGGACCUGGCCCGCGGCCACGAACUCCACCAGGUCCCCCGGCGCGCACCGGUGGAGCAGCGCCUCCGGGGAGUGGAGCUCCGACAGACCCGCGGAGGGGGUCCUCUCGAACACGCACUCGUCCCGGUGGUACACGGCGCACGCCACCUCCUCGCGCGGGUCGUAGUGCAUAUCUUCCUGGUUGGGCUCUUUCUCCGAUCCAUCCCCGUCCCCGGUUCCGCAUCCGUCCUCCAGCUCGUCGUCGUCGGUGGAGAAUAUGUAGGAGACGCCGAUCCGCGGGCCCUCGUCCGCGUCCGCGCCCUGGGGGUCCGCGGUGGGCACUUCUGCGUAACUCAGAUGCGAAAGUCGGUCCACCUGGUUCCCCAUGGCGUAACCAAUCCGUGUAACCCGAUUCCGAGAGCUCUCACCCGGCCAUUUGGAAAAACGAGCCUCCGUCCGGGGUCGGAAUUCCCGUUUCCAGUCAAAUUACGCACGGCGGCGCGCAGUUACGCGGGGUCCCGGAGCCCCAUCAACAAGUGGAGUUGA
Menidia menidia (Atlantic silverside) is the source of this 999-nucleotide messenger RNA. Lineage: Eukaryota; Metazoa; Chordata; Actinopteri; Atheriniformes; Atherinopsidae. The record is from the annotation of a GenBank genome assembly.